AUGACAUCACCUCCACCUCCAUAUCCAACUCCACCACCACCAUCGACCACUAUUGCCACCACCACUAUCACCACCACAACGCCACCACCACCUCAUCCUCCUCAACUUCCACCACCACUACCUCCACCUCCACCUCCACAACUGCCAUCCCCACCACCACCACUACCACUAUAUGAUUAG
Prunus armeniaca (apricot) is the source of this 180-nucleotide messenger RNA. The record is from the annotation of a GenBank genome assembly. NCBI's taxonomy places the organism in Eukaryota, Viridiplantae, Streptophyta, Magnoliopsida, Rosales, Rosaceae.